This is a messenger RNA of Orbicella faveolata, 1636 nucleotides long. RefSeq lists its product as uncharacterized. Gene Ontology annotation, molecular function: protein binding. The record is from RefSeq and is a predicted model, not a curated record. Lineage: Eukaryota; Metazoa; Cnidaria; Anthozoa; Scleractinia; Merulinidae.
AACUACGAAUUGUUGUGCCGUUCGCGCUAAUUUUAUGGAGGGUGCAUUUUCUAUAACAAGGAAACCGGCUCAAACGAGAACUGAACAGACCGGCUCAGAAAUGAUGCUGUACUUUAUCUAGUUAAUGAGGUUGAUUCUGCGAGUUUUUGACAGUGACGCAAAGAAAAUAAUUAAUGUUUGUCAGUUUCGACCGUGUUUACCUAACUCGUAACAACCCUAUGUUUAGAAAUAGCGUGCUGUUAUUGGACACUCGAUCACGCGACACAUAAAGCUUCAGUUUCUUCGAAUCAGAGCACAAAAAUUGAAAUUCCAGUGGCUAUUUAUUUGAGGCUCAUCCACAGCAAGCAUAAUUCACUAGCACACAGAUUGAAGGAAAACGUGAAGGAGGAUUUUAUUUCAUUAUCAGAGACUGGAGAGGUCUUCUGAAAUUUCAGCAUUCAUGGCAAGUGGUUUAGGGAAAGCUGAAAAUGAAAGCAAUGUUCCACCGCUUGAUGAAAACUGUGUACUGGAGUUUGAUGAUGGCACUUUAAGAGCAAUAGCAGAGAUUUACAAGAAUGAAGGCAAUGAUGAAUACAGAAAGAAAGAUCUCAGCAAAGCCAUUUACUUCUACACUGAAGGAAUUAAAGUGAUGUGUAAGGAUGAAGGAUUGAACGCAAAACUCUACAGCAACAGGGCUACUGCUUAUUUUUACAUGGGAAAUUAUUACGACUCACUAAGGGAUGCAAAAGCUGCGAUGCAAUUGCAACCAUCCUACCUCAAGGCGAUUGUAAGAGGGGUAGAGGCGUGUGUUCAGCUGAAUCAGUUUGAAGAAGCCAUCGUGUUUUGCGACAAAGGAUUAGCAAUUGACAAGAAUGAUCGAAAGUUGUUGGAAUUGAGGAAAAGGGCUGUUAAAGAGCGAAACAAGCUGCAUGAAACAAAAGAAGCGAGAGAAAAUUCCGAUACUCAGACUGCGAAAAGCAUGGUAAGGUUGAUAACAAGAUUAAUGUGGAAAUCAGCAUGUCAUACGACGCAGAAAAAACUAAGGAAUAUACAUGUGUUAGAAACUGGAUCAUUGGCUAAUCAAAUUCAAGAGUUUUCAUUGGCUUAGCCAUCAUGGUAUAUGGGAGCAAUUAUACCAUGCUCGACAAAUAUGGUGAGCGUUCGCAAUUUCAGGGGGUGGGGCGUUUUUGUUUCAGUUUUCUAUAUAUGGGGGGCGAUUUUAAUAAAACAAUUAUUCCACUUGCGUUUGUUAGAUAUAAGAUGAUUGUAGCCAAAGAGGCGCGUAGCGCCGAGUUGGCUAUCUAUCAUCUCAUGUCCAACGCGGGCUCGUAGAAUAAUUGUUAAAUACAUAUAUGGGUUAUAGAUCAAGCGUGAGAUCAAGAUGGCUAGCUAGAUCUUGGAUUUUUACGUGUUCAGACAGAGACGCAGUCAUUUGUUCCUGUUUUGGAGCAUUAUCACAAUGCUUGCCUUUCGACGUUUUGAGAACCAGGAAAUCAACAGCCAACCGGCAACGGUAACGGCUAACCCCAACCCCACGGGUAACCUGAGCGGUCAAGAUUGCAUGUUCUGUUAAAGUAGUCAGUCGCGAAGUCAAGAUUAAUUAAAUUUAUUUCCCGUUGCCCGCUCGCAAAGCUAACCAUAUACUAUUAACAAAACA